Ostertagia ostertagi is the source of this 642-nucleotide messenger RNA. NCBI's taxonomy places the organism in Eukaryota, Metazoa, Nematoda, Chromadorea, Rhabditida, Trichostrongylidae. The record is from the annotation of a GenBank genome assembly.
AUGAUCUGCCAGUUUUAUCCAAAAUUAUCAAGAUCUUCCAGCACCACAACCCGACGACCUGCACCGCCACCUCCAGCUCCAACCACUCGACCAGCUCCUUCCACAACUAGAGCUCCUCCUGCAACGACAACAACUCGCGCGCCAGUACGUAGCAGCUCUCCAAACGCGGCACGAUGUCAAGCAAUAAUCCAAGAUCCGCUAGUAUCGGCCGAAGAGAUGUGGAGAGAGAAACUAGUCGUUUCUACAGAAGACAAUUCUAACCGGAGAACAGUGGAUUUGGACGCGGUAAUUCGAUCAAAUCUGGCGAAUGUUUGUGUUCCGCGACUGGACGAAAGCAAUUGCGAAAGAAAUACUUGCUAUAAUGCAUACUUCAGGACCAUGGACGGGACAUGCAACAAUCUCCAGCAUCCAUUGAGAGGAGCCGCCUAUCGCCCUUAUACUCGUCUUUUGCCAACUGUUUAUGACAAUGGCCUCUCGGAACCAGUCGGAUCAAUGAACCCUCAACUGCGCCCAUCUCCUCGAGCAAUCACUCGACAUCUCACGUCCUCUCAUGCCUCGGUUGUCUCUGAGGACUACAACGCUAUGGUUAUGCAGUUCGGACAGUUCAUUUCGCAUGACAUGGCAAAGGUAGAGCUAAUUUGA